Echinostoma caproni is the source of this 597-nucleotide messenger RNA. Lineage: Eukaryota; Metazoa; Platyhelminthes; Trematoda; Plagiorchiida; Echinostomatidae. The record is from the annotation of a GenBank genome assembly.
AUGGAUCAGGGCGAGAUUUGGUCUUUCAAAUGUUCGUUUCGGAAACAUUUACUGGAAUAUGUUUUGUCUUUGACAGAAGAUGAGCAGCGUAUCAUGAAACCCGAGGUGGACAUUCUCAUGGCCAUGCAUCUGAUCAAGAAAGCUUGGGUGUCUGUGCACCCACACGUACUGUUCAACGCUUUCAUGAAAGCUAGGUUCAAAUCCACAUUGAUGCAGCCGGUGAUGCAGCCACCAGAGGAUAAAUGCGAUUUCAUCGAGAACUUUACUGACUAUGUGUCCAUUGAUGACCGUCUUUUUGGAGAAGAAAUCGCCUGUUUGGAAUUUGAUGAUGAAGAAGUGGGUUAUUUAAAAUUUUUGUAUCAAGUCUCUUUUCAGUCAUUAGAUGAAUUCGUUUCGCAUCAAGCUAAGCAUCGCAAAGAUGAGUGUGAGGCAGUGAAUGUCCCGGAAGUUAUCUCAAUCAGAGAGACGCAGAAGUUAUUUCAUCAAUUGAAGCUCUUUGCCUUGGCCAACGCUCGUAGUUCGGGUCGAUUAUUGGAGUGUACAAUUGAUUUAAACAGCGCAUUUGUUGAUUCCCAACGGAGAACCAAGCUGAGAUAA